AUGCGGUUGCCCCCUCGCAACCCCCGAAACCACUCGCACCAACAGCGCGUGCUGCCGCGCUGCUUCACCGAGGUCAUGCUGCGCAUCGCCAACCCGGCGCGCCAGCUGGCACCCAGCUUAUUUGUCAACGGCGAGAAGGGCUCCAAAGCCUUUGACAUGUUCCAGGCCGAGAUGCGCGUACUGCUGGACGAGAUGAAGCGCCGCGGGCCCCCGCCAUCGGGCGACCAUGACAUCGCGUCGCAGCUGUACCGCGCCAUGGCGGAGCACCACGAGAUUACUGAGGACCGCGUGCUGAGUGAGAUAGGCAUCUUGUUUGUGGAGGGCUUUGAGACGACAGCCCCCGACUUCCUCUUCACCCUGCCCCUCACACCCCCCCCCCCCGACCCGGCCAGGCCACACGACGGCGUGGACGCUGCUCCACGCCGCACGUGCCCCGGCGUCCAGGACCGCGUGGCGGAGGAGCUUGACGCCCUCGGCCUGCUGGCAAAGCCCGGCUGCCCGCCGCCCCGCGAGAUGGAGUUUGAGGACCUCAGGAAGCUGCCCUACCUGGUGGCCGUGGCCAAGGAGGCGAUGCGCGUCCUGCCCGUCGUGUCCAUCAUGGGCCGCGUCACCGAAAGGCUCGUCAGGAUCGGGAAGUUCACGGUCCCGCCAGGCGUGGUGGUGAGCACGCCGCUGUACGCGAUCCACAACACAAAGCACAACUGGGAGGCGCCGCAGGAGUUCCGGCCAGAGAGGUGGCUGGACGUGCCGGUGGAGACGUUUGUCUACAACUCCCAGGCGGACGCGUCCUCGACAAGCGGCGCCGGCUUUGCGCCGGGCAACAAGCUGGCGGCGGCGGCAGCGGCGGCGGCGAGCAGGGAGGGGAUCACCUUCAUGCCGUUCAGCGACGGACCGAGGUCGUGCGUGGGGCAGAGCCUGGCCAAGGCGGAGGUCAUUACGCUCCUGGCCAAGAUUCUGGGAAGCUUCACAAUCACGCUGGCCCCCGAGAUGGGCGGCUUGCAGGGAGUCCUGGCCCGCGAGAGCACACACCUCACACUGCAGACGCGCGGCACCAAGGGCAUCCGCAUGCACAUGACGCCCCGCAGCGAGGCCGUCGCCGGCGGCGCCGUGUGCGCGCCCGCGUGCGCGUGA
Molecule: messenger RNA, 1131 nt
Organism: Monoraphidium neglectum
Lineage: Eukaryota; Viridiplantae; Chlorophyta; Chlorophyceae; Sphaeropleales; Selenastraceae
Product: Cytochrome P450 3A28
Exons: 5
Coding region: 1-1131 (376 amino acids)
Molecular function (GO): monooxygenase activity; oxidoreductase activity, acting on paired donors, with incorporation or reduction of molecular oxygen; heme binding
Source: RefSeq, a predicted model, not a curated record